UUUGCCAUUCCUAACGCUCGAAUUGUGCAACCCGGAAAAUUGUCAAAAUUUUCAGAGUUUCCCAUUAAAUUACACACUCCGGACACACAAACAAGGAAAACUGUCCUGCAGCACUUACCAGUCGUUCACCUAUCGAGGCGAAACACACGGUUUGGAUUAAUUCGCGCCGCAACGCGAUUAAUUAAACUGACUCGAUCCGAACAUACGAAGGAGUUGAAAACAAAUGCAAAUCACACACAGGGUUUUCCGUUGUUUAGAAUGAAUUGAUUUUCCUGGCAACUACAUAACGACAGCUCGGAAAAAGGGAAAAACAAACAAGCCGGAAAGUUGCCCUUAGCAGCAGGCAAAGAGCAACAAGUCCACACAGACACACACAUCACAUUACCCCCUACAAACAUCAGUUUAGUUUUCACUUCGGUUGGUAGAAAAAAUGUUGCUUCAAAAGAUUUUCACCCGCGCUUUGCACUCCACCCGGCAGCUUUACGCCGGAGCCAGUGGCACCGGAGGUCUGGAGAAGAGUGCUCUGGCGGCCCUGAGGAAGAAGACCGGCUACACCUUCGCCAACUGCAAGAAGGCACUGGAAAAGCACAACAACGAUGUCGGAUUGGCUGAAAAGUGGCUGCAUGAGCAGGCCCAGACGCUCGGCUGGUCAAAGGCCACCAAAGUCGCAGAUCGAGCCACCGCCCAGGGUCUGAUUGGAGUCCUCAUCCGCGGCAACCGCGGAGCCAUGGUCGAACUCAACUGCGAGACGGAUUUCGUGGCCAGGAACGACACCUUCAAGCGGUUCGUGGAUCACGUUGCCUGCAUGUGUCUGCACUACACGGACUUGACGGACUUCGAUGGAGAUCUGUGGAAGCUUGGCUUCGAUGCGGACGCCCUGAGGAACUUGCGAACGGAGGAGGGCCGCACACUGGGCGACCACCUGGCCUUGUUGAUCGGCGCCCUCGGCGAGAAUGCCACCAUACGGCGUGCCCUGUGCUUUAAGGUCAACAACGAUCUGAAACUAGUUGGCUACGCCCACCCGGCACCCACCAACGUGGGCACCACUGAGGGCAUCACCCAGGUGGGCAAAUACGGAGCAAUCGUGGCCUACCGAUCGACUCAUAAGCUGCUGGACUUUGAAUUCCACAAGAGCAUCUGCCAGCAGAUCGUGGGCAUGAAGCCGUCCAAGAUUGGGGAGUACGACAAGGACAAGCCGGCGGAGAACAAGGACGAGGAGACGUGCCUGAUCCACCAGGAAUAUCUGCUGGAUGCGGAUAAGACGGUGGGCGAGGCAUUGCAGGAUCACAACUGCGAGGUCGUGGACUACCAUCGCUUCGAGUGCGGAGAGCAGACGGAACGCAGCCUGGAGGCGAUCAUUCGCUCCCAGCACCAGAGCAGCAAUUAACUAGCCCCUAAGCAGACUCUAGAUCACUAAAUUGUUAUAUGCACCAGCCGAAGAUUGUUAAACCUUAAAUUCUGGACAGUUCUGGUCAAAAUUUGCAUGUGGAAGAAGUAAACCAAACACGACGAUCAGA
Molecule: messenger RNA, 1517 nt
Organism: Drosophila subpulchrella
Lineage: Eukaryota; Metazoa; Arthropoda; Insecta; Diptera; Drosophilidae
Gene: mEFTs
Product: elongation factor Ts, mitochondrial
Exons: 3
Coding region: 431-1387 (318 amino acids)
Biological process (GO): mitochondrial translational elongation
Cellular component (GO): mitochondrial matrix
Molecular function (GO): protein binding; translation elongation factor activity
Source: RefSeq, a predicted model, not a curated record